Chanos chanos (milkfish) is the source of this 3876-nucleotide messenger RNA. It is a transcript of the gene sgpp1a, whose product is annotated as sphingosine-1-phosphate phosphatase 1a. Gene Ontology annotation, molecular function: sphingosine-1-phosphate phosphatase activity. Gene Ontology annotation, cellular component: endoplasmic reticulum membrane. The transcript has 3 exons. Lineage: Eukaryota; Metazoa; Chordata; Actinopteri; Gonorynchiformes; Chanidae. The record is from RefSeq and is a predicted model, not a curated record. The coding region runs from base 264 to 1706 and encodes 480 amino acids. Gene Ontology annotation, biological process: sphingosine metabolic process.
CGGGCAUACGUUUAGCUACACCAGUUUCCUCGGAGCAGAGCUAUUAUAUCCUUACUUUUAAAUAUAAAAAGAUUCUUUAGUAUAGAUGCACACUCCUAUGUAUUGCUUGUAUAUAUACUGAAUGGUGUUAUGCAGCGGGAGACCUUUCUGAGCGAAUAUUGUGGUUUCGCUAACCUAGCAAGCUAGUCAUAUGUUCAAGGAAGCAGCCUCGCAUCCCCAGCGUGUGGAGCGUUGCGUCGGUUUGAUUUUCUUUCGGUUUUACAAUGGCGAGUGACCUCGUUGAGCGUUUCGUUCGCCUGUGUCAAUAUCUGCAGAAUCCUCAUCAUGUCGCGAAAUUUCAGCAGUUAUGUGGUGUCAGAGGGACUUUUGCUAGAAAAACGUCCAGUAGCGAGGACGGUGAAGUGGAACCGUCUAUUAACGGUGCCCAUGUAAAGCGAUUUGCGGUUGAUAGCACGAGCGAAGAAGAUGAUGUCCAGCAAACAGAAGGAGCACGACAGAGAAAAGGCUUUGAUGUUGGAAACAUAAAACAGGACGAACGUUUUAAUGGAAUGUUCAACGGGCCAUUUACGAUACCAGAGGCGGGAGAGGGAGCAGGGCAAAAUGCAGAGCUCACUGACAGCGAUACUGGACCGACGAAUGACCCUCCAAAGCAGGUCGAUAGCGGAAGAGAGAAAGGCGGCGUAAAGGCAAUAGUGAAGCCGCUACGCAAGAACUCACUGACCGGUGAUGUUGGCCAGGAGUUUAUCAUUGAAAAUAAGUUUCUGUUCUAUCUCUUCACCCUCGGGACAGAACUUGGCAAUGAGAUGUUUUUUAUCGUUUUCUUCCCCUUCUUGAUGUGGAACGUCGAUGCUUAUGUCAGCCGACAGCUUAUCGUGGUUUGGGUUUUGGUAUUACUUCUCGGGCAAUCCACAAAAGAUCUUGUCCGGUGGACGCGUCCAGCAUCACCACCCGUGGUCAAAGUGGAAGUGUUCUAUAAUUCCGAAUACAGCAUGCCAUCUACACACGCUAUGACUGGAACAGCCAUCCCUUUCUGUCUAUUCCUGCUUACAUACAACCGUUGGGAGUAUCCUUUCCUGUUUGGAUUGAGCAUUGCAGUGUGUUGGAGCUUCCUGGUGUGCAUAAGCAGAAUCUACAUGGGCAUGCAUUCUGUCCUGGAGGUGAUCACUGGCGUCCUCUACAGUCUGCUGAUCUUAGCCGUCUUCCUUCCUGUGCUUGAUGAUAUCGACAACUUUUACCUGUCACAUGACCACGCCCCUCUGGUCAUCCCAGUCGUCCAUGUCGGCCUGGGUCUGCUUGCCUUCUCCCUGGACACCUGGAGCACCUCCCGGGGCGAUACCGCCCAGGCCUUGGCUACGGGUGCAGGAGCAGCUUUGGCUUCCCACCUCAACCACCAGCUGGGUCUGUUUCCUGAUCCUCCGGAGUCAGCAUUGCCCCUCACUUUACCCGUAAUCAAUGGAGCGCUGCUGGGGCGUUCCCUCUCACGCCUCUUGGUGGGCGUAGCCGUGCUCUUGGCCGUGAGGGCGGUCAUGAAAGCCCUGGCCAUCCCGCUGGCCUGCCGGGUGUUUGGCGUACCCUCUGACGACGUGCGACAGGCACGGCAGCACUCGCCGGUGGAGCUGACCUAUCGCUACCUGGUCUAUGGCAUGGUGGCUUUCUGCUGUGUCUUCCUGGUUCCUGUCUUCUUCAGCUACAUGAAUUUAUCCUGAAGAGCAAGACUUUGCCCUCCUGCCUAUUUUGAUCAAUACGAUGCAGCUAUCACUUUUGAUCGCUCCCUUAACAAUUGUUAGUCCAAAUCUAAGAAGUGUUCUCCAGUGGCUUAGGGCCACGAGGGCAAUUAGAAGUUUAAAAAAGAGAAAAAUAUCUAUGGCUGAUUAUUUUAAAUUUUGUUAUCACUUUAUUCAUUUUGCUUUUGUUCCUUCUUCAGUGUUCCUCAGCAGUGUUUGAUACAGUUUGUGUUUGGACAGCCAUUUGCUUCACAGUUAAAAUGUCUUCAUGCUUUGGUUUUGCCAAACAGUUAGGACUUAAGUAAGCCCACUCUGCUACUCUUAGUCAGUGUACUGUGACUGAGAGUGGCUAUCACAAAGACUGUCACUGGUUGGUGAAAGUGACCUGUAAAGACAGUUUUAAAGAUCUGUAAAGAGAAUAACCCGGAGCUUGGGUCGGAAGUGUGGAAAGCCUUAUACUUGAUCAGAUCUCAAAAGAAAAACCUUUGACCUGGGACAGGCCUAUAUAGAAUGCCUGCCCAGCAGCUGAACUGUACAAAGCCCAUUCUGUAGUGUGCAAAACCUGUCUUUUGUCCUUUCUAAUCUUACUAUUCACUUUGGUAAUAUCUGAAUCCUGUUUGAAUUGACCUCCCUCCACUUUUCCUCAGCAGACACAUGCACACACACCCGUCCUGUGUCAUUGUGUUCCUCUCUCUGUCAACAAUAUUGCCUUUUUUCCUCCAGCCAAACAGAACACAGACACUGCUGUAGGCCUUUUGGUUAUUUUUACAUCCUGGGAAAGCUAUAUAAUAGAAUGGUUUUUCUCUAUUGGACCUGUAACAUCCUUCAAAUUCAGUGCUCAGAGUUUUGCCUUAAGGGCUCCCUCUUUCUCAUCUCAUCCACUCUUCUCUCAUAAAAUGUUCCAUAGAUUCAGUUCUGGAUCUGCCAGUCUAACAGAAGCCCGACAAUUAGAAAAACAGACAUUUAUCCCAGACCACUUCUGUGGCUCUUAUUAGAGAAAGGGAAGCCACUUAAAGAUGUGAGAGACCAAAGAAAAUGUCUGUGCUCCUCGGGCUUUGCUAACGGCUUAAUAAAAGCUGACGUUUAGCCAACGGAGCAGAGUAAGAAAAGAGGGUACAAAUCACUCAAAGCUUGUGGCGAUCAGAAAACCAAAAGGUAAAACUGUUUUUAGGCUUGGCAUAUAUAGGCCUCUCUCUGAGUAUAAUCAAGCUAAGAUAUAAGAAUCUUAACUGUUAGCAGCAGGAAUUAACACAGAGUCCUUUAAUAAGUGAUAUAUUUGAAAUAUGAUUCUGUGCUUAUCAUUUUUCUCACUGUUCAUGUAUGUUUCCUUGUUGAGUUUAUUUAUGUAUUUGAAUAAACUGUUGAAUGGUGUUAUAUCAAAGUCAGAAUGAUCAAUGUUUGAGUUUGAUUCUGAUUGUCAGUAUUAUUCUAAAUCUGGGGAAUACGUUAUUUUGUCCAUGUGAAUGUGUUUUCUGGAUGUACAGAUUGACAGUAUUUGUGGGUGAAAUUUGAGAAGGAAGGAUGGCAAAACUACCUGUACCAGAAAUAUUGACCAAUCAUCUGAAUCCUCAUUUCUCAGCUGACAGCAACCAUUCCUCAUUGGCUCAGAUACCCUUAGUGCCUUGACUCCUUGUUCCUCUGGCUAUCCCAGUCCUCCAAUCAGAGGCAAGAGGGCACGCCCAAUAACUGUAAUGACAAGAGUUGGAGCAAACUCUGACUUGGACAUACAGUAGUUAAUAUCAUAUGUGUAUUUCGGCAAAAUUAUUCUUGUUUUGAAAGCUUAUAAAGUGACAAUAUAGGUUAAUUGAUUUAUUUGCUAGUGACUUAUGACUGCAGGGUUUUAAAUCUUUGUGAUGUUUUUUUCUUUUCUUUUUUUUUUUUUACUUAUGUAUUUCUUGUGGGUUGUGUUUGCCAUUGCUACCCACUGUUUAUCAUUUUGGUGUUUCAAUGUGAUGUGUUUGUUAAACAGCAUUCACCUGUGAACAAGUAUAAAUAAACAUAUUUGAUAUUUGCACAAAUAUCUGGUUGACAAAACGGGUCAAAAACACAUUAAGUUAAAUCCCAGAUACCUUGAAAGAUGGCCACCCAAUCUUGUUCUAAAUGAAUAUUAAAUGUAUAUACGUAUUUGAUGCAAAUUUUAAUUUAUACAUAC